AUUUUCUCGAUCACGGCCAGCGAGGUGCCUCGACUUGCACGCCAUUCCCGGACACGGAACCGCCAAGAUGGCUUCUCCUUCGCUGAAAGAGAAGCUGGACAAGAUCCGGUCUCCGAAUCUGCAGAACCAGAAGCAGACCGCCAGUGUGCUCGAGGGCGUCGAGUCCGCCUUCAAGGAGCGCAACACCGAACCAACCCCGACUGCUUACUUCGCAGCACUCCUCAGCUUGCUCGAUAACAAGACUCUCGCACAACCCGUCGUAUAUCUUCUCGAUCUCGUCACCCCCUUCGUGCCUGAGCCCCUCCUCCGGGCCAAGUUCACCCAGAUCCUCACGCUGCUGGCCCCCGUGCUGUCGCAGCCCGAAGCCGAUGCGCCCCUGGUCAGGUCCUCGAUUGGUUGCUUGGAAGGUCUGCUGCUGGCCCAGGAUGCCGCGGCGUGGGAGAUGAGCGCCGCCGUGAUCGGCCCGCGGCGGGCCGUCGGCGGCCUGUUGAGCUUCGCCCUCGACCCGCGCCCGAAGGUGCGCAAGCGGGCUCAAGAAGCGCUGCGCAAGAUCCUGAAGAAUCCGCCGCCCAGCCCCUCCCUCGACCACCCUGCCGCCGCCAUGUGCGCCGAGACCGCCAUGCUGAGCCUGCAGGCGCUGGCCGACAAGGCCGCCCAGCUGAGAAAGGAGAAGAAAGGGUCCGAGGGUGUGCACGACCCUGAGCUGAUCCACGCGCUUCAGCUCGUCAAGACGGUUGCUUCGGCGAGCGGCGGGUGGCCCAGCAAGAAGAUCGAGGCCCUGUGCGAGUUGCUCCUCGGCAUCGCGCGGUCCGGAAACGAGUACAUGAGCAUGGCCGUGUUCGACAUUUUUGAGAUGAUUUUCGAGGGCAUGGCGGACGAGGUUGCGUCGGCCAAGCUGCCGAGGUUGCUCGAGAUCAUCAAGGAGCUGCGCCCGGCCCGGAACGAUACCCAGCUGCUACCCCCGUGGAUCGCCAUUCUAUCCAGAGCCUACGACGUCUCGGCGCAGAUUUCGCCCGAAGAGACGUUUCAGGAGCUGUUGGAGCCCUUCAAUAUGGUGGCCGGAUACCUCGAGUCCGAGGCAAAGAACAUCCGCAUUUCGGCCUCCGAGUGCUUGGUGUCGUUCAUGGCCAACUGUGUGCCCCGGAAUGUGCUCGUCGAUCCAUCAGUGUACGACGAAAAGGUCAUCAGGCAGCUAGUAAACACAGUCGAGGGUCUCCUUACCGUGAAGUACCAAGCAGCGUGGCUCGAAACGUUCAACGUCAUCGGCGCCAUGUUCGACGCCCUGCGCUGGAGGGCCGCGCCUGACCUCCUCGGCAUCACCAAGAGCAUCGGCGAGAUGCGCGGCAAUGAUGCCUUUGCGGGGAAGCAGGAAGCCGACGAAGUGCUUGGGAAGGCGAUCCGGGCGAUGGGCCCUGAGGCCGUACUCAGCGUCCUACCCCUGAACCUCGCAAAGCCGACCAAAGGCCAGCCGGGCAGGGCGUGGAUGCUCCCGCUUCUGCGCGACUACACGUCCCAUACCAACCUUGCUCAUUUCAAAACAGAGUUUGUGCCUCUGAGUGCCACCAUGUUUCAGCGCGUGCUUGAUCACGGUGCCGCCGCCAAGACGAUGGAGGUCAAAAUCUUUGAGACCGUCGUCCAACAGAUCUGGUCAAUUCUCCCAGGUUACUGCGACCUCCCGCUGGACCUAACAGACGCCUUCGACAAGGGCUUCGCCGAGAUGCUGACGACGUUGCUUUACGAGCAAGUCGACUUGCGGCUCGAUGUGUGCCGGGCGCUCAAGGCGCUUGUGGAGUCGAACCAGGCCGUGGCCUCGGCGUCAGACGAAGACGACCCGGUUCUGCUGGCCAGGGUAAGCCCGGAGACAGCGCAAAAGAACCUUGAAUAUCUCGGGACCACCUUCGCGGCCGACUUUCUUGCCGUACUUUUCAAUGUCUACAGCACGACCCUCCCCCAGAAACGGGGCCCCAUAUUACAGACCAUCAACUCGUACCUCAGCAUCAUCCCCCCAGCCCGGCUGAUGGAGACCUUCGAUCUCGUAUGCGAGAAGCUGGCCGCGGCGCUCCAAGAACCAGUCGAAAAGCCCAAGAACCAGCAGAGCGGCGAGCAAGUGCCUUCUACCGCGCACACCCUGAUGGAUCUCGUGGUCACCAUGUCGAUUUACCUGCCUAGGGAGAGCUUCGAGGCUUUGUUCAAGAUCGCAUCCUUAGUCAUCUUUAAGGACGACGACCCGCAACUGCAAAAGAAGGCUUACAAGCUGAUUCCGCGGUUGGCCGACUCGGAAGUCGGCAAGGCCGCUCUUGAGCAGAGGCACAGCGAGAUUCAGGCGCUCAUUCUGUCGAGCGCCGAGAAGGUCUCUGCGCCUGCAAGGAGAGAGCGUCUUGCUGCAAUUGCCGCUCUGAUCCCCUUCAUCCCCGACACGUCGCUCCACUUUAUCCCGUCCGUGCUUUCCGAGGUGGUCAUCAGCUGCAAAGAGCACAAUGAGAAGGCCCGGACCACCGCGUUCGAUCUGCUCGUUCUGAUGGGCCACAAGAUGGUGGCUGCUGACGGAGCGCUGAUCGACAACAGCAAGGUGCCGCACAUGCCCAAGGACGCUCCGAUGGCAAAGGCUUCCAUCGAGGAGUACUUCACUAUGAUCAGCGCCGGCCUCGCGGGCAGCACGCCGCACAUGAUCUCGGCCUCCAUCAUCGCCAUCACGCGCGUGCUCUACGAGUUCCGGGAGGCGCUGAGCAAGGAGACGAUGGCGGACCUGGUGCAGACCAUGGACCUCUUCCUGACGUCCAACAACCGCGAGAUUGUGAAGAGCGUGCUCGGCUUCGUCAAGGUGUGCGUCAUCAGCCUGCCGACCGACAUGAUGCUGCCGCGGCUCGCCACGCUGAUCCCCAACGUCAUGGUCUGGAGCCACGAGCACAAGGGCCACUUCCGCGCCAAGGUCAAGCACAUCCUCGAGCGCAUGGUGCGCCGCUUCGGCGUCGACGUGGUCAACAAGCACUGCCCGGAGGCCGACCGCAAGCUGAUCACCAACAUCCGCAAGACCAAGGAGCGCAACAAGCGCAAGAAGGCAGCGGCCGCCCGGGACGGCGGCGCGGACGGGUCCGAUGCCGAGGAGGCCGGCGCCAGGCGCCGGAGCCGCUUCGAGAGCGAGUACGACCAGGCGCUCUACAGCAGCGACGAGGACGAGUCGGACGACGAGUCGCACUCGGACGACUCGGACAUCGAGAUGACGGGCCGCCGGCAGAAGCGCCGCGCCGCCCACAAGACCGGCACCGCAGGCGGCACCGCGUACAUCCUCGAGGACGAGGACGAGCCGCUCGACCUGCUCGACCGCAACGCGCUCGCCAACAUCUCGACCACCAAGCCCGGCAGGCUGAAGAAGGCGCCGCCGGCCGGCAGGAAGACCAAGGUGCGCACGGACGCCGACGGCAAGCUCAUCCUCGGCGGCGAGGACGGGAUGGACAUCGACGCGCCGCCGUCCGCCGGUGCUAGUGCUGGUGCUGGCGGGCAGGAGGAGGAGGAGGAGAGCGGCGUGAACGCGUAUGUCGCGGCGCUGCGGGGCAAGGACGUCCCGCGGCGCGGGCUGCGCGGCAAGCUCAAGUGGAACCGCGGAAGGAAGGGCGCCGACGAGGACGAGGACGAGGAGGAGAGCGAGGAUGGCGGGAUGGAGGUGGACGAGGGCGCGGCGGCGAAGGCGUUCAGGGACAGGGCUGGGGGCAGCAGCAGUAGUAGGAAGAGAGGCGGUGGUGAUGGGAAAGGGCGAGGCGGCGGUGGACUCGGAAAGGGCAAGGUUGGAAGGGCCGGCAAGGGCGGCAUUGCUGCUGCCGUCGGGCGGAGGGGGCUCGGGCAGGAGAAGCGGAGGGGUCCGGCCAUUUACGGGAGUCGGGUUAGCAAGGGCGGGAAGGGGAGGCCAUGAUUUGGGAGAUUUUCCUUUCUUUUCUCUGUUUGGUCGGUUUUGAGGGUGGGAAAAUGGUAAAAUAAGAUGAUCUUUAAGGUAUGAAAGUAGUGGUUUUCCAUGUUAAGCCACGAUUGUCUACCGACACAUAUGUCCGAACCAAGCAUCUUCUAUUCAGCCGUCAGGCGGAGAGACAGAAUCUAGCUCUAUGCCCACGACCUUUUAACCUCUCAACCAACCCCAUGGAAUGGCCGUCUCU
Thermothielavioides terrestris NRRL 8126 is the source of this 4145-nucleotide messenger RNA. RefSeq names its product 90S preribosome component RRP12. The record is from RefSeq and is a predicted model, not a curated record. The coding region runs from base 68 to 3907 and encodes 1279 amino acids. The transcript has 2 exons. Lineage: Eukaryota; Fungi; Ascomycota; Sordariomycetes; Sordariales; Chaetomiaceae.